ACUGUCAACGUUUGUUUUGGUUUUUGUUGACGGCAGCCGCGGAUGGAAACGUUUUCCGUAUUUUCCACGUAAAAUGCUACAAAAUUCGUGAAAAACUCGUAAUUUCGCGUUCAAAAUCGCCAUGGAUAAGUUCUCGGACGUGUGCAAGUUAGAACCCAGCAGUAGCAGUGUCGGUGGUUUGGUAAUCAAGAAGAAAGACAAGGGCGCCGAAAAGGAUGUGUUCAAGAAACCGAAAGCCUCUUUGUUGGGGCUGGAUCGACUGGCGGCGGCUCAGCGGGCCCGGAAAAUGCAAGAGGCAGCUCGGCUCUCGUUCAAAGACUCGGACGGUAACGAUUUGGACGAGGAUGAAUACGGCGGGAAGGAUUACUCCGAAAGACGCGAGAGAAGUAAGCAUUCUGUGGCGUCGUCGUCGUCAUCGUCCGGUUCUUCCGCUUCGAAGCAGUAUCGAGAGAGUGCAGUGGAAACGCCUUCCUAUACCGGAGGUGUAACCGAUGCAGCGAGGAAAAGGUUCAAUGAUCGGUCUAGGGAGGAUUACCAAGGGAAAGGGUUGUAUGCGUCGAGUAAAACGAAGAAGGACCGCGACAGGGACGAUCGGGACGAUGAGGAUCGUAAGCGGCACAAGUUUUCAUCGAGCAGUUCGCGGAGUCGUCGAGGGGACUCGUCCCAUCGAACGCCAGGUCAUUACAAAGAUGAGCCACAAACGCCCCGAAGCGAUCGCCGUAUGGACGCCUUCGGAUGGGAAGACGACGACGAAAGGCAAGCGUCCAGUUCUCGUAAAUCGUCAUGGGACUAUCCCACCCCCAAGCUGCCCAAGGGUUCCGAAUCGGUACGAAGCAACCGGCCAUCGUCGUCGGCCUCGUCUUCCAGGAGAGGUCGGGAGGAAGACACACCUCGUCCGACUCCGGCCCACAAGUACAACAAGUGGGCGCCGGAUCGGAAGGAAUCCGGAGCGACUCCACACGGGAGCAAAAAGAAUGUUCCUUGGGAAUCUGAGGAGGACAAGGAUCUGUGGGAGAAAGAGCAAGUCCGGUUGGACCGUGAGUGGUACAGUAUAGGAGAAGGGUAUGAUGAGGAGAAUAAUCCAUUCUCCGGGACCAGUUCGGAGUACCUGCAGAAACGGGAGGAGCAGCUGGAGCAACGAAGAAUCAAACGAAUGUCUGCCCAGCAGAGGCAGAUCAACAAGGAUAACGAGUUGUGGGAGAAGAAUCGUCUGUUGACGUCGGGAGUGGUGAUGUCCAUCAACUUCAACGAGGAUUUCGACGAGGAAGCAGUGGAAAGGGUGCAUCUGCUGGUGCAUCACACGGUUCCACCCUUUUUGGACGGUCGGAUUGUGUUUACGAAGCAACCGGAACCAGUUAUUCCGGUGAAGGACGCGACAUCGGACAUGGCCAUGGUGGCUAGGAAGGGAAGUCUUCUGGUGAGGACCUACCGAGAGCAGAAGGAACGGAGAAAGGCUCAGAAGAAGCACUGGGAGCUGGGUGGCACCAAGCUAGGAAACAUCAUGGGGGUGGAGAAGAAACAGGAUGACGAGGACGCCAAGUAUGACGCGGAUACGGACACGGCCGACUACCGAAAGGAUCAGAAAUUCGCGGACCACAUGCAGGCACAGGAUGAUGGGGCCGAGUUCACCAAAAAGAAGCCAAUGUACGAACAGCGAAGGUCACUUCCGGUAUUUGCGGUGCGGCAGGAUUUACUGAACGUGAUCAGAGAAAAUUCGGUGGUCAUUAUUGUGGGUGAAACCGGAAGUGGAAAGACCACGCAGUUAACUCAGUAUCUGCAUGAGGACGGAUAUAGUCGUCUGGGGAUGAUUGGCUGCACGCAGCCUCGACGUGUUGCCGCUAUGUCCGUGGCUAAGCGAGUUUCGGAUGAAAUGAGUACCAAGCUGGGACAGGAAGUGGGUUAUGCCAUUCGAUUCGAGGACUGUACUUCCGAGAAAACAGUUAUCAAAUACAUGACUGAUGGUAUUCUGUUGAGAGAAAGUUUAAGAGACAGUGACCUCGAUGGUUAUUCAGUUGUUAUUAUGGACGAAGCUCACGAACGAUCACUGUCUACUGACGUCCUGUUUGGAUUGCUGCGAGAUAUCGUCGCCAGAAGAAGAGAUCUUAAGUUGAUUGUCACAUCUGCUACUAUGGACGCCACUAAGUUUGCAACGUUCUUUGGAAAUGUCCCCACUUUCACAAUUCCAGGGCGAACUUACCCGGUGGAUGUCCUGUUCAGCAAAAACGUCUGUGAAGAUUAUGUUGACUCAGCCGUUAAACAAGCCCUCCAAAUCCACCUUCAGCAAUUGGAAGGAGACAUGCUUAUUUUCAUGCCUGGUCAAGAGGACAUCGAGGUCACUUGCGAAGUUCUGGCAGAACGGCUAGCUGAAAUAGACAACGCUCCCGAACUGUCAAUCCUACCUAUCUACUCACAACUGCCCUCUGAUUUGCAAGCAAAAAUCUUCCAACGCUCCGCUGAAGGGCUCCGCAAAUGCAUCGUCGCCACGAAUAUCGCAGAAACUUCUCUCACUGUCGAUGGCAUCAUCUUCGUUAUCGAUUCCGGCUACUGUAAAUUAAAAGUCUACAAUCCUAGGAUCGGUAUGGACGCUCUUCAGAUCUAUCCCAUCUCGCAAGCGAACGCCAAUCAGCGUUCCGGUCGUGCCGGAAGAACCGGUCCAGGCCAAGCCUUCCGUCUCUACACCGAGCGACAGUACAAAGACGAACUUCUCGCUCUCACAGUUCCGGAAAUUCAACGAACCAAUCUGGCCAACACCGUACUCUUGCUGAAAUCCCUCGGAGUUGUGGAUCUCCUUCAGUUCCACUUCAUGGAUCCACCCCCUCAGGACAACAUUCUCAAUUCGCUGUACCAGCUUUGGAUUCUGGGAGCCUUGGAUCACACCGGAGCUCUAACGUCGCUCGGUCGCCAAAUGGCCGAGUUCCCACUGGAUCCACCGCAGUGCCAGAUGUUGAUUGUUGCCAACCAGAUGGGAUGCAGUGCAGAGAUCCUAAUCAUUGUAUCGAUGCUCUCCGUUCCUUCGAUUUUCUAUCGACCCAAGGGAAGAGAAGAAGAAGCGGACAACGUCCGAGAAAAGUUCCAGGUACCGGAAUCGGACCACCUAACAUACCUGAACGUGUACCAGCAGUGGAAGAUGAACAAAUACUCGUCCAACUGGUGCAACGAGCACUUCAUCCACAUCAAAGCCAUGCGCAAGGUGCGGGAAGUUCGCCAGCAGCUAAAGGAUAUCUACGUGCAGCAGCGUCUCAAGGUGCAAUCCUGCGGCACCAAUUGGGACAUCGUGCGGAAGUGUAUCUGCUCCGCGUACUUCUACCAGGCGGCCCGCUUGAAGGGUAUCGGCGAGUACGUCAAUCUUCGGACCGGAAUGCCUUGCUACCUGCACCCAACAUCGGCGCUGUACGGUCUCGGUACAACACCGGACUACGUCGUUUACCACGAGCUGGUGAUGACGGCCAAGGAGUACAUGCAGUGUGCAACCGCCGUGGAUGGUUUCUGGCUGGCCGAACUGGGACCCAUGUUCUUCUCGGUGAAGGAAACCGGCAAAAGCAGCCGCGAGAAGCGGAAGCAGGCCGCAGAACACUUGCACCAGAUGGAAUCGCAAAUGCAGAAAGCCCAAGAGCAGAUGGAAAAGCAGAAACAGGAGGAAGUCGAACGGCAGCAGCAGCAGAUGAUCAAGCAGGAGAUCAUCACACCGGGAGCCACACCCCGGAGGACUCCGGCACGGAUAGGCUUGUGAAGGAAAUCUCCUCACAAUCACAGCGCUCCUCAAAUAUCACAAACUACGGAAGCAUCCAACGACAGCGUUCGUGCUUUCGCUUAGCAUAUCAGAUCUCUUUUUCUGUGCAGUUAAUAUGCCUCUAACGGCAAUAAGG
This is a messenger RNA of Aedes albopictus (Asian tiger mosquito), 3866 nucleotides long. Its product is annotated as pre-mRNA-splicing factor ATP-dependent RNA helicase PRP16. The transcript is spliced from 6 exons. Gene Ontology annotation, biological process: mRNA splicing, via spliceosome. Bases 122 to 3730 code for a protein of 1202 amino acids. Gene Ontology annotation, cellular component: intracellular anatomical structure; spliceosomal complex. NCBI's taxonomy places the organism in Eukaryota, Metazoa, Arthropoda, Insecta, Diptera, Culicidae. Gene Ontology annotation, molecular function: RNA binding; 3'-5' RNA helicase activity; ATP binding. The record is from RefSeq and is a predicted model, not a curated record.